Molecule: messenger RNA, 1442 nt
Organism: Cuscuta campestris
Lineage: Eukaryota; Viridiplantae; Streptophyta; Magnoliopsida; Solanales; Convolvulaceae
Source: the annotation of a GenBank genome assembly
AAAACUUAAUUUUCAAAAACUCAGUAAUUGACACUUGUAAAAAAUUAGUGGUAGAAAUAAGGCUUACCUCUUUUCCAGUCCUACACGGUCAACACAAGCGAGCAGGAAGGAUCGCACUACGCAGCGGAGGGAGCAAAGCAGCAGCAACGGGAUUCGAAGAAAUGGCGGCGAUAACUCUGAACAGCGGCUUCAAAAUGCCGGUGGUAGGCCUCGGCGUUUGGCGCAUGGAAGGGAAAGACAUCAAAGACCUGAUCUCCAAUGCGAUCAAGCUCGGCUAUCGUCACUUCGACUGCGCAGCUGACUACAAGAAUGAAGCUGAGGUAGGGGAGGCACUCGAGGAGGCUCUUCAGACGGGCAUUGUUAAGAGGGAAGAUCUUUUUGUCACAACCAAGCUGUGGAACUCGGACCACGGUCAUGUUCUCGAGGCUUGUAAAGACAGUUUGAACAAGCUACGUCUAGAUUAUCUGGAUCUCUACCUUGUUCACUUCCCAAUUGCCACAAAACAUACAGGAGUUGGUACAACCUCAAGUGCAAUUGGGGAGGAUGGAGUUUUGGAAAUCGACACCACUAUAUCAUUGGAGUCUACUUGGCAUGCCAUGGAAGAACUUGUUUCCAAGGGCCUGGUUCGCAGCAUAGGAAUCAGCAACUAUGACAUUUUCCUCACACGGGAUUGCUUAGCUUAUUCAAAGGUGAAGCCUGCUGUGAAUCAAAUCGAGACGCAUCCCUACUUCCAGCGCGAUUCGCUCAUCAAAUUCUGUCAAAAGCACGGAAUCUGUGUUACAGCCCACACACCUCUCAGUGGUGCUGCGGCAAACAAUGAAUUGUUCGGUUCAGUUUCAUGCCUUGAAGAUCCUGUUCUUCAAGGCAUAGCAGAGAAGCAUAAGAGGACGGUGGCUCAGGUUGUGCUGCGCUGGGGAAUCCAGAGAAACACCGUUGUGAUACCAAAGUCGUCAAAGCUUGCAAGGCUUGAAGAGAAUAUCGGUGUUUUUGAGUUUGAGCUCAACGAAGAGGACAUGGAAGCGAUCAAGAGCUUGGACAGAAACUACAGGACCAAUCAACCAGCAAAGUUCUGGGGAAUAGAUCUCUAUGCUUGAAAAUUUCUGCUCACUUUCUACUGGCAUUUGUUUUGUAUGAUGAUGACUUGAUCCUGCAAUCUCCGGUAUGUGAAAUAAUGGACUUGGCGUUAUUGUGACAUUGUUAUGAGGAGUUUAUCAUGAACAAAUUUGUACAAAAAUUCAAUCUCACCCCUUUAAUCCAUGCCCCCACCCCACCCAAGAUCCAAUGUCAAGAUCAUGUUACAAAUCAUGUCUGAGUACCACCACAAAUAUCAAAGUUGACACCGCUAGUAUUUCACAAGUAAUGAAUGUCACACGUGUGAUUGUCUCUGAUGGUGUCAAUUUUGAUUGUGGUGUUAUCCUUGGUAUUAAAGUAGUGUUUUCCAG